CUAAACCGGGGAGUGAAAGUGAUCCGGUGAUCUUUCUCCCGUGACAGACCGCGGAGGGCGAGGCAGUCCUUCGCCAGUGUUCCUCCGGGUUUACGCUCAUAGUGUUCGGCCCGUUGCUGGAAACGCGUUCCUGCCUCUUUGCCAUGGUCCAGCUCCAAGGAAUAGUCCGCGGGUCUCCUUGAGCAGAUGACGUCACUGCGGGCGGCGAGCCUGCUCCUGGCCGUGGGGUGGGCGCUGGGCUACGAGCAGGAGAAAGGGACAGUGACGAUGCACUCGUACGCCCGCGAGGAACGCGGGCUCCUGGGGCCGGCCCUUCGACCCCCGCCCCCUCCCCCGCGCCCCCGGGGCAGGGACCAGCGGGCCACCCCCUCGCACGUCCGCCACGUUCGCGGCUUCCCCGUCUACCCCCGGUGGCACGGCUACCCGGGGCUCCACGGACACGGCUACCAUGGGCACGGCUACCACGGCUGGCCCGGCUACCCUGGGCUACAUCACGGGCAUUACAGGCCCGGCUACGGGACCAUCCACGCCCACGGACACAUCGGCCCCCACGGGAUACAUUUCCAUGGGCACAUCAAGCACAAGCCCAAGAAAAAGCCGUUUAAACAUCACAAGUAUAAGCACAAGCGGCGGCAUCGCUAUGACUCGUGGCUCUACUGA
Molecule: messenger RNA, 660 nt
Organism: Bemisia tabaci
Lineage: Eukaryota; Metazoa; Arthropoda; Insecta; Hemiptera; Aleyrodidae
Source: RefSeq, a predicted model, not a curated record